This is a messenger RNA of Arabidopsis lyrata subsp. lyrata, 957 nucleotides long. RefSeq lists its product as uncharacterized. Bases 241 to 678 code for a protein of 145 amino acids. The transcript has a single exon. NCBI's taxonomy places the organism in Eukaryota, Viridiplantae, Streptophyta, Magnoliopsida, Brassicales, Brassicaceae. The record is from RefSeq and is a predicted model, not a curated record.
CAUACAACCUGACGGGAUGUUACAACCUGCGAUGCGGUGGCUUUGUACAAACCAGUCGCGCAAUUGUGGUUGAAGGCGCAAUCUCUCCUACGUCUGUUGUCGGAGGCACUCAAGUUGAGCUGACUGUUAAGAUAUGGAAGGUUCGAAUUUACUUUAUUUUUGUUUUAAUUAUUACAUAAUUGUAAAUUAAUCAAAAUUACGUAAACACGAUUGUAGGAUCAAAGGCUCGGGAGUUGGUGGAUGGGUGUCGGGCUUGGACAUGUCGGCGUCCUCGAGCCGGUCGGAUAUUGGCCGGCCUUUCUUUUCAACCUUCAAACUGAUUACGCAGCUAGAGUGGAGUGGGGUGGCGAGAUAACGAACAAACACACUUACGGCCGCCACACGACAACCCAAAUGGGAUCCGGCUAUCUUCCGGACAGCGGUUUUGGAAAAGCCGCUUAUAUCUGCAACAUAGAAGUUGCACUAUCCGAAAAUGAUUUCCAGCCACUUCAAAAUCUCACAGUAGGAGGAAGUCACCCCGAUUACUACGGCGCCAAGAAGUCCAACAACCCUGAACUUGGGACGCAUUUUUACUAUGGGGGACCGGAGCAGCUUUACCCGGGACAUGCGACUGCAAUUCAUCUUACUUGGGACUCGAGUCUUCUAUACCUAUGUUUCUGCUUGUUAUUGCUUGUUUAGUCUUUUAUCUUGUGACUUAAAAUGGUAUUUUGAAAAAACUCGGCAGUGUUUGGAUUUUGUACUUGCUAAAGCUUAAAUUUGAUUGGUGUUUCCAACAAUGUGAAGUUACUCCAUCAUUUAUCUUCUAAAUGCAUUUAUUCUUCUCUAGUUCACUCUUCCUAAGACGGCAAGACAGAUUAUACAAGUCGUGGAAGCUUCUCCAUCAAAUGCAAUGGACACACGAACAUCUAUAAAUUUUAGUCUAUGUCGAAAUCUAGACUAAAAAAAAUUGAGACAUAA